Molecule: messenger RNA, 642 nt
Organism: Necator americanus (New World hookworm)
Lineage: Eukaryota; Metazoa; Nematoda; Chromadorea; Rhabditida; Ancylostomatidae
Exons: 7
Coding region: 1-642 (213 amino acids)
Source: RefSeq, a predicted model, not a curated record
AUGGCUCCUAAACACGGUGUGAAGCUGACAGCUGUGAACAAGAAAAAGUUAUUUGAUGACAUUUCGCAGUUUUUGAAGGCACAUAAAAACGAAGCAGAAGAUAGGCGUAAGUUAUUGUGUGAAAAAGCUGAUGCAAUGUACUUCACGCUAGCGAAUGACAUUUGUCGAGCUGCGGAGUCGAUGCUUUCGAAGGAUGUACUGGCUGCAAAUUUAAUGGAGUUUUUCCGAAGUGAAUGCGCAUUCCAGGUUGACUCCCAUACUAGCAGUGCAAUAGAAAAUCUGUCCAUCUCCGCUAAGAAACUAUGUGCAGGAAAAGAAAUACUGGAAAGUGUCCAAACUCCUCUGCAAGAAAGAGUUGGUCUGUCAAACCUGCCAUCUACAAUUUAUCCUAAAGUGGAGAAAAUACGAGCACACCGUUUCCGAGCUCCACGUAACAGUGAGGUUGCGUUUUCUGUUGAUGGAUCUCCAAUCGUCGUUCUGCCAACAGGUCGCAGUGAUCCUGAAUCGCUCGCCUUGAAACAGAUAAUGGAGAAGGAUGAAGAGGCUUUCACACCGAAUUCACGCGAAGUCGUCACCACUUUUAAGAAUUUGUUGCGUGAGAAAGUAGCAGAAGUCCAGGCAUUAUCCAAGGAAUUAGAUUAG